CAGAGCAGCGCCGCGGGGGCCGAGAUGUCGUCUCGGCCGGGGCGCGAGAACGCGGGGGCUGGAGGCGCGCGGCGGCCGCGGGAGCCGCCGGAGCAGGAGCUGCAGCGGCGUCGGGAGCAGAAGCGGCGGCGGCACGACGCGCAGCAGCUGCAGCAGCUGAAGCACCUGGAGUCCUUUUAUGAAAAACCUCCUCCUGGGCUUAUCAAGGAAGAUGAGACUAAGCCAGAAGACUGCAUACCAGAUGUACCAGGCAAUGAACAUGCCAGGGAAUUUCUGGCUCACGCACCAACAAAAGGACUUUGGAUGCCACUGGGGAAAGAAGUCAAAGUUAUGCAGUGUGAGUCUUCUCUGACCCUUAAGGCACAUGAAGAUCCCAUGUACGACAUCAUACGAGACAAUAAACGACAUGAAAAGGAUGUAAGGAUUCAGCAGUUAAAACAGUUACUGGAGGAUUCUACCUCGGAUGAAGAUGGGAGCAGCUCUAGUUCCUCUGAAGGUAAAGAGAAACACAAGAAAAAGAAGAGGAAAGAAAAGCAUAAGAAAAGGAAGAAGGAAAAGAAAAAGAAGAAAAAACGGAAGCACAAAUCUUCCAAGUCAAAUGAGAGUUCUGACUCGGAGUGACAAGAACGUGACUUGUUCAACAUUCUCUUCUCAAACACUGGCCGAGGAACAGAGGAAGAU
Molecule: messenger RNA, 681 nt
Organism: Cebus imitator (Panamanian white-faced capuchin)
Lineage: Eukaryota; Metazoa; Chordata; Mammalia; Primates; Cebidae
Gene: RP9
Product: RP9 pre-mRNA splicing factor
Exons: 5
Coding region: 25-621 (198 amino acids)
Biological process (GO): RNA splicing
Source: RefSeq, a predicted model, not a curated record